Molecule: messenger RNA, 1150 nt
Organism: Paramacrobiotus metropolitanus
Lineage: Eukaryota; Metazoa; Tardigrada; Eutardigrada; Parachela; Macrobiotidae
Product: ribonuclease Oy-like
Exons: 2
Coding region: 238-1065 (275 amino acids)
Biological process (GO): RNA catabolic process
Cellular component (GO): extracellular region
Molecular function (GO): RNA binding; ribonuclease T2 activity
Source: RefSeq, a predicted model, not a curated record
ACAAAACACCACCAUGAACCUGUUUCAAAGGUGGCCAGAGCUGCAGCAGCACCGCGAUACCAGCAAGCUAGGGCAGCUGCAGUAUAAUUAUUAUGCCAGCUGGCUUAAGAUGUUAUAAAUAACGCACCAACUUAAACAUAUGCUCCAUCUUUCAAGGGCGCCAGGCGCGUGAUUCAGCUGUAGUACGUUCGACUUGUCGUAUACUUACAUGUUAUUCAAUACGCACGUUGCAUAAAGAUGCUGCGCCAUACACUGUGCUUCCUGUUGCUCGUGGGGAUGUUCGCCGUGGACGGCGUAUUUUCCAGGCAGUUGUCCGUUAAUUCUCGCAACCAGGUGAACUACAAAGGUGACGAUGAUUUUGACUAUCUGCUGUUCGUCCAGCGAUGGCCAGCGUCGGUGUGCGUAGACGGACACGUAACGGGAAGUGAAAAAUGCGCGUUUCCCUCUGGAAUGUCGCCAACGGACUGGAUCCUGCACGGUUUAUGGCCAUCAAAGUACAACUCCACCGGCCCGGAAGACUGCAGUAAAACCCCCUUCAAUCCCGAUCCAGUCCAGCCGAUCCUCCAGGACCUGGAGCAGUACUGGCCCAACCUGGAGACCAACACUCAACCGGACAGUUUCUGGGCGCACGAAUGGACCAAGCACGGCACCUGCGCACAGAGCCUGCCGUCGUUAGCCGGCGAAUUCAACUACUUCAACCGGCCCCUGCAGUUCCGCAAACAGUACAACCUCUACACCGCCCUGCAGGCGCAGAACAUCGCUCCCAGCGCCAGCAAGACCUACUCGCACGAUGAGGUAGUGACGGCGCUGCAGAAGGAAUUCAACGAGCCCAUCGGCGUGUACUGCACGUACAGCAAGGACACUAAGAAGCAUUACGUUGCCGAGAUCAGGUUCUGCAUGACCAAGGAUCUGGCGUUGAUGGCGUGCCCGGAAAGUGGGCAUCAUUUACGGGAGACGUCGUCGUGUCCCAAGGGGGAGAGUUUGUUUUAUCCACCGCUUCCGUCAACCGGCCGACAGGUGCCCAGUCGAAGUGCGAGCCGGCGAAAAAAUACCGGCAAACAGUGAUACCGGUUAAAACGUUUUCAUCGACACUUUCUGUGCUUAUUGUUGCUCCUGUUGAAGUGAUUAAUAAAAUUUACAAAGAAAACAG